AUGCACUUUCACAGGAUUUCGAAGAAUGUCCCAGCCUCACAGUGCACUUUGAUGAUGCGAGCCUCUCGCAGUCCGUCACUGGUACCCCUCGCUGCAACACCGUGAGUCCAGCCUCUUUGCACCAGGAUUGAUGCCUCUGGUGGCUUUUUGGUGAGCGGGACCUGAAAGGGCAGCAGGACAUCUGCCUCGGCCCACAGGAAUACUCUGCUUCUCAACACAGGAGAUAAAUUCCUCAAUAAUAACAAAAAAAAAAAUAGAAGGAUCUACCAAUUUACACUAUUCCGCCUCCAAAGCUACCGACUUUCACCGUUCUUCUCCGAGGGCGUAGCAGAUUUUUGGGUCAUCAUGUCCAGGCGAAAGGUGAGAGGCCUGACCCGUACGGGCCGCCAGGUCAGCGAGGACCCGGACCUGGACAACCUGCUGUCCACCCUCUCCCCUGAGGAGAUGGAGGAGCUGGAGAAGGACAUGCUGAAGGUACCAGACCUCCGCCCGGAGGAGGGGAAGGUCGUCAUCCAAGGGGAGAGCCAGGCUGCUCAGGCAGCUGCAGCUCUCAGCAAAAGCCUCCGGGACGGGGAUGCUCGAAGUGACGCCAAAAGGAAGCUCGUUCAGAGGGAAACGUCUGUUGAGAGUGAUAUGAAGAAAGAGAGCCGGAAGAUGGAGUACCUGAGGAAGAUGGGCCUCAGCCAGGAGGGUAACGACAACAUGAAAGUGGGAGUGCAAAGACAAGCUAGUAUCUCAAGCGAUGUCAAGGUGGAAGACAGGAACAGCAAAGAUCCGCAGAGUCCAAAGGGGCAUCCAAAUAGAAACUUGAGGCAGGAGAGCCGAGAUGGUGAGGCGAAAGCAGAAACCAAUGAAAAAGAGAAACGCGAGGACAAUAAGUUAAAAGACAGGAAAGAUAACAGAGAGAGCACAGGUAGCAAAACAAAGGAUAUGAUCUCAAAGUUACAGGUAAAGAAGGACGAAGCCAAAGAGAAGGAAAAGAAAGACCAAAACCAAAGCAAAACCAAAGACAUUAUCUCAAAGCUGCGGGAGAAAAGCGAGAAGGAUGCGAGCAAGGACAGAAAGUCAGACAACUUCAGGACGCAAGGGCUGGUCUCGAAAAUGGUGGAGAAGCAGAGCAAGACACCAGAAAGCCCGACUCAAGACAGCAAAGCGGAAGAGAAGAAGCUGAAACCAGAGGAGAACAAAGCCGAAAACAAACCCAAACUCCAGAGUCAGCCAUCUGUGAAAGGUGAGGCGCAGGUGCAACCAGACAAGGCAGUAAAGAGAACAGAGAGAGAAGAGGUGGUCAACCACAGUGACCAUGUGAAAGAGAAAGAGAAGGAGAAAGAGAAAGAGAAAGAGAAAGGAAAAGAGAAAAUGAAGGAGAAAGAGAAAGAGAAGGAGAAAGAGAAAGAGAAGGAGAAGGAGAAGGAGAAGGAGAAGGAGAAAGAUAAAGAGAAAGGGAAAGAGAAGGAGAAAGAUAAGGAGAAGGAGAAAGAUAAAGAGAAGGAGAAAGAUAAAGAGAAGGAGAAAGAGAAGGAGAAGGAGAAGGAGAAGGAGAAGGAGAAGGAGAAGGAGAAGGAGAAGAAGAUUAGCACAGAGCAGAACGCAGAGGGGAAAAAGGAAAAAGAGGAAAGCAAAGAAAAAGUUAAAAACGCUGAGGAAACUGGGAAACUUGGUAACUGCGUGGCAAAAAACAGCCCGAACAGCAAGGCCAAGGCGGAAGAGGAGGAGGAUGAAGACUCAAGCAUGUUUGAUGAGCUCAUGCAGCAGGUUCGCAGCAACGACCCCUCGCUGACUGAACUCAAUGUCAACAACUCAGAAGUCAUCAAGACGAAAACACUCAUCGAGUUCGCAGAGGCUUUGCACAAAAACACCCACGUCAAGAAGUUUGCUUUGGCCAACUGCCGCGCGGACGACCACGUUGCUUACGCCAUCUCUGGCACGCUGCGCAACAACAAGACCCUCACCAGCAUCAACCUUGACUCCAACCUUCUCACUGGGAAGGGAAUCCUGUCUCUUAUCCAGGCGCUGCCGCACAACUCCACGCUGACCGAGCUGCGCUUUCAAAACCAGCGCCACGUGUGUGGUGGGAAGACCGAGAUGGAGAUGACCAAGAUCCUGAAAGAAAACACCACCCUGCUCAAACUGGGUUACCAUUUCGAGUUGGCGGGACCCCGGAUGACCACGACCAACAUACUGAGUCGCAACAUGGACAGGCAGAGGCAGAAGCGCCUGCAGGAGCAGAAGCUGGCCCAGGCCAAUGGGGAGAAGAAGGGGAUGCUGGAGGUGCCCAAGAUUGGAGGAGGAUCUGCGAGGAACUCGCCCAGGGCUUCGCCCAGACCCUCGCCCAUUCCUUCGCCCAUGCCCUCGCCAAAGCUGACUCCUCGAAAAGGGGCUGGGGGAGGUCCGCCGCCACCUCCACCUCCUCCCGGGGGUGGACCUCCACCUCCUCCACCUCCAACGCUGGAUGGAGACCGCUUAGGCGGCGGCAAGAACUCAAGGGACCAACUGCUGGCCUCGAUCAGAGGAAGCGAUAUUAAACAGCUGAAGAAGGUGCCAGUGCCAAAAUGGCUGCAGUAAUAUUUCAUGUUGGAAUAUAAAGUGAAGAAGAAGAAGAGCAAGGGAGAACAGACAUCUCACACCAAGUUUUCUCUGAGAUAAACUCUACAUUCCCCCGGCUGGUUAAAGAGCUGCGCCGGGGGACGGAUGGACGGAUGGGGAAAGUGAAACACGAGAUGGCUGGACGACUGGCCCUCACUAUGAGUUCUCCCUUCAAACACUGGACCAAAAGGACUCUGUGGAGAAUGAGUGAUGCAGGGCUCCCUAUAGGCCGUCUGCAGCACAGAGUGCCAUGAGCUUGUGGCUGUUUGUCUUCAGUUCAUAUUGACGCUUUGCUGGUUAUUUGCACUAGAUAAUAUGAAGCCGAUCAUAUAACAUGUUGGCUUGUAUAUGCAUCUGAAUGUGAGCGUGCGGUGGGAGCGUGCGGUGAGCUUCAUUAGAGAUUCAUAAGAGAGCUCUUUAUAAAACUCUAAUAUACUAAAGUCUAUAAUUAAUAUAGUGAGCAUUCAUUUGACCAUUUAUUUAUUUGUGGAGGGGGGGAAUCCACCUUUCAGCUGUAAAUCUGCUCAAACUGGGAAAUCUGAAGCGGCGGAAAUAUCAGGGAAUAAUCAAACAUGGCGGCCUGACUUCGUAGCCAAUCUGGGUAAGAAAAAUAAAAGGUCACGGUGGUCUGUGGAUUGUGUGUCUCAUUGUUAGAUCUCAAGACAUCUCAGGCGGGCUUGGAGAGCGGCCCAGUGGAAUCCUGGUGCACGACGAAGGAUGUUCAGCACAGAAAUAAUCACAUGAUGCAUUUGAUCAGGAAGUGCAAACGGCUGUCCUUCACUAUCUGAUGUUGUAUUUUGUAAAAUAAUAAAUGAAUAAAAAGAAUUCUAGCCUU
Messenger RNA from Mugil cephalus (flathead mullet), 3421 nucleotides. It is a transcript of the gene lmod1b, whose product is annotated as leiomodin 1b (smooth muscle). The transcript is spliced from 3 exons. The coding region runs from base 346 to 2565 and encodes 739 amino acids. Gene Ontology annotation, biological process: pointed-end actin filament capping; myofibril assembly; muscle contraction. NCBI's taxonomy places the organism in Eukaryota, Metazoa, Chordata, Actinopteri, Mugiliformes, Mugilidae. Gene Ontology annotation, molecular function: tropomyosin binding; actin binding. Gene Ontology annotation, cellular component: myofibril; striated muscle thin filament. The record is from RefSeq and is a predicted model, not a curated record.